AUGGGAUCUGUGCUUAUUCCCCCGUCUCAGACAAUCUCUCCAGCUAUCUUCUACUGGGGCACACCAGUGGUUUUGAUUACCACCGAAAAUGAAGACGGAACAUUCAACAUCGCGCCCAUGUCCUCGGCAUGGUGGCUCGGAAAUCGAUGCAUGCUUGGAUUAGGAGCAAUUUCGCAAACUACGAUCAAUCUGAUUCGAACAAAACAAUGUGUUCUCAAUCUUGCGUCAAACGGCAUGGAAGAAGCCGUUAAUGCUCUUGCGAAAACAACCGGCGCGGCAGGAGUUACAACUGCCGCUGAAGACACUGGUUAUCUGUACUUCAAACGCAUGAAUGGAUACAAAUUUGUGCACGAUAAAUUUGGACAUUCCGGACUGACACCCACUCCAUCCGAUCUGAUUCGACCUGCGCGCAUUGCCGAAUGCCCAGCUCAGAUGGAGGCCGAGCUGAAGGGUGUAUAUGAGAUGAUGCAAGACGCAGAUACGAAAGGACUUAUCGCACUGGAAGUCAAGGUUGUUCGGACGCAUGUUCACGACGACAUCCGAAUGACUGGACAUGCAAAUCGGAUCGAUCCCGAUAAAUGGCAUCCGUUAAUUAUGAGUUUUCAGGAACUAUACGGACUGGCUCCUAAAAAGGCUUCUCAUUCAAGGCUUGCGCAAAUCAAUGAAGAAGGAUAUAGGCCAUUCUCGAAUCGGGUGGAGGAAGUGGAAAAUGCGAAACAGGAAUCUUGA
Molecule: messenger RNA, 729 nt
Organism: Penicillium arizonense
Lineage: Eukaryota; Fungi; Ascomycota; Eurotiomycetes; Eurotiales; Aspergillaceae
Product: flavin reductase family protein
Exons: 1
Coding region: 1-729 (242 amino acids)
Molecular function (GO): FMN binding
Source: RefSeq, a predicted model, not a curated record